Serinus canaria (Common canary) is the source of this 1368-nucleotide messenger RNA. It is a transcript of the gene LRRC23, whose product is annotated as leucine rich repeat containing 23. The coding region runs from base 76 to 1056 and encodes 326 amino acids. The record is from RefSeq and is a predicted model, not a curated record. Lineage: Eukaryota; Metazoa; Chordata; Aves; Passeriformes; Fringillidae. Gene Ontology annotation, molecular function: protein binding. The transcript is spliced from 7 exons.
CCGUUCCCAUGGCAGCGGCCGGGCCUCGGCGAGCGGCCGCCGCGGGAGGCGGCAAGAGCGGCUUGCCCCGGCAGGAUGGAGGACGAGGAGGAGAAGGAAGAGGGGGAGGAGAAGGAGGAGGAAGAGGAGAAGGAGGAGGAAGAGGAGAAGGAAGAUGAGGAGCCGCCUCCCUGUCCCCUGACGGAGGAACACCUCAAGGAGGGCCUCUCUCUCCUCAGUAAGACCGGCAACGGGCUGGCCCACGCCUAUGUGAAGUUUGAAGCCAAAGCCAAGGGCCUGACAGACAUCAGCCUCAUUGAACAUUUCAUUCACCUGCGGUAUGUGGAUUUGUCAAAGAACAAGCUGAAAGAUUUGGCCCCCCUGAGCAGCCUAACCCAGCUGCUUUGGCUGAAGGUGGAUAGGAAUCUGCUCACCAGUGCCAGCAUGCAGGAGCUGCCCUACCUCCAAGUCAUCAGCUUUGACCGCAACCGCAUCAUGGAUUUUGAGGGCAUUACUCACCCCCUCCUAACCAACCUCAGCCUGAAAGAAAAUAAAAUCGAGACAGUGCUGGGCCUGAGUCACGACCAUUUGUUCAGCCUGCAAGUCCUGGAGCUGCGAGGAAACAAGAUAAACACCACAGCAGGGCUCGGUGUUUCCAAGCUCAAGAAGCUCUAUCUGGCCAAGAACACGAUUUGCAGCCUUGAAGGCCUUGAGGAGUUUGAGCAGCUGGAGAUUCUGCACCUGCGUGACAACAAGCUUGAGGCCCUGGAUGGAUUCUCUGCUAGCAUGAGGUGCCUGCAGUACCUCAACCUACGGAGCAAUGGGAUCAAAAGCUUUCAGGAGGUUGGAAAACUGCAGGUGCUGCCCAUGCUGCAGGCCCUGGUGCUGAUGGACAAUCCGUGUGCUCAAGAACCCGAUUACCGGCUGCAGGUCCUGUCCUGGCUGCCACAGCUGCAACGCCUCGACAAGGAAACAGUUGAGGAAGAGGAGCAGGAAGAGGCCGAGAAAAUCCGUCAGACAAGGAAGGAAAAAGAAAAGGAAAUGCAAGAAUCUCUUGAGGAUACAGUGCCUGAGUGACCCGUUUUUAACACCUGUUCCCAGAGGCUGUCAAGAUGUAGUGAUGCCUUUCCCCGUUUGUGAGGCUGAGAAAGUGGGAGCUGUAGGUACCAGCUUCACCUCAUUUUACCCCUGGAGAAAAGAGGAGUGCUAUCCACCCUGGUCCUGGAAGCUACCCUGAGGCACUGCAGUGUUUUUGCAGUCACUGCACUGUGUUCUAUUCUCAUUGGGCCUGAGAGGGGAAAGGGGAGAGUUACAGGUCCUGUGGUUCAGUUUGAUUCCCAAAAACCCUGCAAGAUUUUCUGAUUUGAAUAAAAAUAAUUAAUGAGCCUG